AUGACAAGACCUCGAAUCAUCCGAGCUGACACGCUCGACCUUCAAGAUCACCAUGCUCCCUCGGCUAAAGAUCAUUCGAAGCAUAACUUCAAUACAGGCAGCGGCCUUGCACCCCAUCAGGAACAUACCCUUCGCCAUGCGGAUCAAGACACAAGAAAUGAGAUGAUACACGGCCCCAAUUUGGACGAGAGCCACCUGAACGCUGACCAUUACCAUGAUGGAAUGGAUAUUCAUGACGAUAUGGACGUUGCGGAUGCAGGAUUAGGCCAUCAUAGACGAGGCCAUGGUUCAGAAGAAGGCGACCUCGCAGACGAAGAAAGUGACGAUCUGUUGGAUGAUGAUUUGAUGGACAAAAUCUCAAGUUCGCCGUCAAUUGACGAUGAAGAUAUUGAUUUCGAAUUCGUCUACGCUCUUCACAACUUUGUCGCCACGGUUGAUGGACAAGCCAACGCAGCAAAAGGAGAUACAAUGGUCCUUCUCGACGAUAGCAACAGCUACUGGUGGCUCGUUCGAAUCGUCAAGGAUGGCAGCAUCGGGUAUCUGCCGGCUGAGCAUAUAGAAACCCCCACAGAAAGACUUGCAAGGCUGAACAAGCAUCGAAAUGUUGAUUUGUCAGCAACGAUGCUGGGUGACAAUUCGGAGAAAUCCAAAAAUCCGUUAAAGAAAGCAAUGCGCCGCAGGAAUGCAAAAAACGUCACCUUCACCGCUCCGACCUAUAUUGAAGCGUCCGAUAUUGAUUGGUCGACCGAGGAUGAAAUCGACGAUGGAGACUCUCUUAUCGACGGCGGAGAGAUCAUACGCGAUGGCGAUGACCUGCAGGAUGAUCACAAUGAUGAUAUCGUCGUCGAGCCGCUCAGACCGAAGUCAAAUCGCGACAAGCUCAAUGAUGAGUCGGAAAACGUGGAAGAAACUGAGCAGUCUGGCUCUACGAGCCCCGACAAGCAACGCUCCAGCCAGGAGUUGUUUGAGACAGCAAGUGAACCUACUGUCAGCAGAUCUCGGAAUGGUACUGUGAGGAACACGGAUUCGUUCUUCAAAGACGACACUGUUGAGACGAAGAAGAUAUCUCUGACGCCGAAUUUGCUUCGUGACGAAGUGAGUAGUGGCGGGCUCUCGAGCGAGACAAAGGAGGGCCGCGGAAGCUUUGACAACAUUGACAAAGCAUUGGGUGCAAACGACAAAGGCAAGGAUGACAAGAAGAGAAAGGACAAGAAGCCAGGGAUGCUGAGUGGGCUAUUCAAGCGGAAGGAUAAAAGAAGCAAAUCUACUGAAGAUGAAUCUGAGGAGCCAGAAAAGGUCUCAGGCGAAUUAUCCCGAACGUCGCCCAUACCUAAGACGUCCUCUGAGUCCGUGUCGUCCCCUGAGUCACGGCCAGCGAAGGGGAACGCGGCACAAAAGCAGACAACUAAGUCCCAGAAGCAGACUCUGCCUGCAACCUCGCCCGCCAAGCAAGCGGUUCAGCAUGGCAAUGCGCCUGUUGCCAUCGAAAGUGGUGAAAAGGCGCUUACAAAGGCAAAACAAAAGACUGAUACAAUCCGACAAGUGGUUUCUGAGGACGACGACAUUCUUCCUCAGCCCACACGGUCAAUGGCUUCUGAGGACGCGGGAGACAGUGCACUGACUCCUGUUGACUCGAUAGAUACCUCCACGAAGCGGGAUCCUGAGGAGGUAAUCGCAAGGGAUGCUACGAUCGAUCGCGUUGAGUUCCAACAUGAAGAAAGACAAAGUCCUUACGAUCGGAUGGUUGCACUCCACCCCUCUGUGACAUCUCAGCCGCAGAGAUCUCCGCAGAAACAGGAGAACUCAUCUCAUGACCGAAGAGCAGAGUCGCCUGCGAGUGUGUCACCAGUCGAGGCCAGUGCACCACCUGGCCUUCAAACGGAUUUGUCUUCUCCAAAGGAUUAUUCUGUCUCCCCAAUCUCGCCACCGAUUUCCCCGGCCGAAGACGCCAGCGAGAGCAAGGGCAUUGAUACAGUCGUCUCUCCAACGGAACGACUUUCUGCGGAAACCCCGACUUGGAGCGACGCUAGUCUGCGGUCGUACUUGGACGAUGAGAACGACAUCCGCGAUUUGUACAUUAUUGUGCACGAUAGUUCGAACAUCCCUCCUGCUGGUCCUGAGCAUCCAAUCACGGGCAGCCUUUUCAAAGAGGAAAGCAGGAGAUUGAAGGAAAUGAGCAGCCAGUUGGACAUGAUGCUAGCUGACUGGGUCGGUCGACGCUUGCGAAAUGCAACUGCCACGAAGACAGUAAGCGUUACAGCGUUGUGA
This is a messenger RNA of Aspergillus pseudoviridinutans, 2268 nucleotides long. RefSeq names its product SH3 domain-containing protein. Gene Ontology annotation, molecular function: protein binding. The record is from RefSeq and is a predicted model, not a curated record. Lineage: Eukaryota; Fungi; Ascomycota; Eurotiomycetes; Eurotiales; Aspergillaceae. Gene Ontology annotation, biological process: establishment or maintenance of actin cytoskeleton polarity. Gene Ontology annotation, cellular component: cell tip; microtubule cytoskeleton. The transcript is spliced from 7 exons. The coding region runs from base 1 to 2268 and encodes 755 amino acids.